Aphanomyces astaci is the source of this 819-nucleotide messenger RNA. RefSeq lists its product as hypothetical. Lineage: Eukaryota; Oomycota; Saprolegniomycetes; Saprolegniales; Verrucalvaceae. The coding region runs from base 101 to 535 and encodes 144 amino acids. The record is from RefSeq and is a predicted model, not a curated record. The transcript has a single exon.
UUUGCCAGUCACCAACACUAACACGAAAUCAGACAGUACGAGUUUGGAGCGGGAGUGGUGCUUUGCCCACGCACGGAGCGAUCGCAAUUGAAACGCCUCCAUGGCCAGCGCAAACUUGAGGGCUACGUGGUGUCGCUGGGUGCUGCGUCGGCGCCACGCCCGGAAACACCGCGCGACCCGACGUUUGUGGCCAUGUUGCCCAAGGCGCCUAGCGACAUGGCGCACUUUUGACGUGGCGGCCCAAGAGCGGAACGUUCGCGAAAGCAAACCCCGAAGCGUUCGUGCCCGGUCGGCUUCAAUGUCGGCCCAUAUGUCGUGGUAUUUGUCUUCAAGGGCAACGUCGUCGGCGGGGGUGAGUGAACUCAAGUGUUUGAGGGCAUCGUCGAGAAGGGAAUUCACUGUGGAAACGGACGUCGACGGCAAAAACAAGACGUGCGAGUCCAGAGAAGGAUGGGCGACGGCAUGGUGGAUGCGGCGGUGGUGGGCGAGGUCGUCUGCGAUGGAGUCGGGCUCGAUGUCGUCCACGUACUCUUGAAACGACGACGAGAUGGACGCCAUGGAGCUCGGGACAUGGAGCCGAGGGUGGGUGCCACCGGUGGACAUUGUCGAUGCAAGUGGAGUUGUGGUAGCAGGCGACGAGGUUGGUUUGGGAACUUUGACGGGUUGUUCUAAUGCAAGAUUUUCAUCCAUAGGAGUUGCCGAACCUUCUUGUGGGAUCGUCGAAGGCGUGGGGGUAUUUGUGUUUGGAGCUGUAGGGGUCUGCUGAUUUGUGGCAGUAGCGGGAGCCACCGGGGUAGGUUUCAGAGCAUCUGCCGCCGC